Trichomycterus rosablanca is the source of this 2160-nucleotide messenger RNA. RefSeq names its product cytochrome P450 4V2. Lineage: Eukaryota; Metazoa; Chordata; Actinopteri; Siluriformes; Trichomycteridae. The transcript is spliced from 11 exons. The record is from RefSeq and is a predicted model, not a curated record. Bases 3 to 1544 code for a protein of 513 amino acids. Gene Ontology annotation, molecular function: oxidoreductase activity, acting on paired donors, with incorporation or reduction of molecular oxygen; monooxygenase activity; heme binding.
GGAUGAAGUGUGCGGUGAUGGCGCUCUCUCUGGGUCUGACUGCGGUAACUGUGUGUGUGCUGGUGAUGUUCAUCACCUGCUUCAUGUACCGCCCAUUAAGAAAUUACGUGCGGCUCUGGAUCGAAUUGACACCAGUACCGAGUAUCGGAGUUUCUUACCCGUUCAUCGGUAACGCACUGCAGUUCAAAACCAACGCAAGAGAAUUCUUUAAUCAGGUGAUUGAAUUUACGAAUGAGUUUCGAAGCACUCCGUUGAUUAAGGCGUGGCUCGGACCCAUACCCUUUCUCUUCCUCUACCAUGCGGAAAACGUUGAGACGGUACUCAAUAACCCCUUGCACAUGGAUAAGGCUUAUGCUUAUACGUUUUUGCACCCCUGGCUUGGAACUGGAUUGCUGACCAGUACCGGUGAAAAAUGGCGGCACAGAAGGAAGCUCCUCACGCCCACCUUUCACUUCUCCAUCCUGACCGACUUUCUGGAGGUGAUGAACGAACAGGCCGAGAUUCUGGUGGAGAAACUAGAUAAACAGGCCGGGAGAGGACCAUUCGACUGUUUCAGCCAUAUUACACUGUGUGCUCUGGACAUCAUCUGUGAAACAGCAAUGGGGAAGAAGAUCUACGCCCAGAGCAACAGUGACUCCGAGUACGUCCGCAGUGUGUAUCGGAUGAGCGACCUUGUCAGUCGGCGACAGCGGAUGCCCUGGUACUGGCCUGACUUUUUGUAUCGGUGCUUGGGUGAGGGCAAAGAGCACGACCGCUGCCUGAAGAUCCUCCACUCCUUCACAGAGAGUGUCAUCCGUGAGCGGGAGGAGAACGCCUGCUACAUGGAGUCGGACAGCGAAUCAGAACUGGGGACGAAGAAGAGGCAGGCCUUCCUGGACAUGCUGCUUAAGACGCUGGACGAAGACGGAAAUAAACUUAUGCAGAGAGAAAUCCAGGAGGAAGUGGACACUUUUAUGUUUGAAGGUCAUGAUACUACAGCAGCUGCUAUGAACUGGGCCAUCCAUCUACUGGGAUCUCACCCAGAGGUACAGAGAAGAGUUCAGCAGGAGCUGUACGAGGUGUUCGGUGACUCUGACAGGUCAAUCAGUACAGAGGAUCUUAAGAAGUUGCGUUACCUGGAGUGUGUGAUUAAAGAGUCACUGCGUCUUUUCCCAUCAGUACCGUUCUUCGCUCGCAGCAUCUGUGAAGAUACAUACAUUAAUGGGUAUAAAGUACCUAAAGGAGUGAAUGCCAUCAUCAUGCCCUUCGCUCUUCAUCGUGACCCGCGUUUCUUCCCUGAACCUGAGGAGUUUCGACCAGAACGUUUCUUACCCGAGAACACGGGGGGCAGAAACCCUUACUGCUACAUCCCCUUCUCUGCUGGACUACGCAACUGUAUCGGACAGAGGUUUGCUCUGAUGGAGGAGAAGGUGAUCCUGGCAUACACACUGCGCUCCUUUAACAUCGUGGCGUGUCAGAACAGAGAGGAGCUGAGGCCACUGGGAGAACUGAUCCUCCGACCAGAACAUGGGAUCUGGAUCACACUGGAGAGGAGAACAUGCUAACACGUACACAAAGACACGCACACACACACACACAGGUACAAACACACGCGCACACACACACACACACACUGAUGUACAAACAUAAACACACACAGGUACAAACAUACACACACACACAACCAGGUGCAAACAUACACACACACACACCCAAGUACAAACAUAGACAUGUACACACACACACACACAGGUACAAACAUACACACACACACCGUGGUACAAACACACACACACACACACACACAAGUCAAACCUAUAGACACACACAGGUACAAACAAACACAGAUAGAUAGAUAGAUAGAUAGAUAGAUAGAUAGAUAGAUAGAUAGAUAGAUAGAUAGAUAGAUAGAUAGAUGAGAGAUAGAUACUUUAUUGAUCCCGAAGGAAAUUAAAGAAUUUUACACACACACAAUACCAAUAUUUUCCUUUAAAUGAAUGUAAUACAGAGUUUAAAAAAAUUUUACAUAUCGUGUAAUUUUUUCUAUUUAAUUAAUUAAUCAGUUUUUUGUAUAUGAUUUUUAUCAUUUUAUGUAAAGCAAUUUGAAGCAGUUUUGAUUUUGCAAUUAUUAUUACUGAACAAAUAUUAAAUUAAUAAAAUAAAUAUUGUGAUUAUAAUGCA